GCUCGGAAGGAAUCCGCUCGCAGCGGCGGAACCUUGAGAACAACAGCUUGGUUACCACCGGAACCCGGAAGUGACUGUAGCUAGCGCCUGCGCCCUGCCAGCUCUGACCCGUUGGACUCUGGCGGAGCGGUGCUGGGGUUUUGGGGGGCAAACAUGGCAACCAGGCGUCUUACUGAUGCCUUCUUAUUAAUGCGGAACAAUGCCGUCCAAAACAGGCAAAUGCUGGCUGAGCAAGUGAGUAGUUCCUCCGGCAGUCCUGUGAAUGCGCAUAGCGCGGCCGCGGUGAGUGCCACCAUGGCAGAUGACAGGAUGGCCCUUGUUUCUGGUAUCAGUUUGGAUCCUGAAGCUGCCAUCGGAGUUACAAAACGCCUUCCUCCAAAGUGGGUGGAUGGAGUUGAUGAGAUUCAAUAUGACAUUACAAGGAUAAAACAGAAAAUGAAAGAACUGGUCAGUCUUCAUGAUAAGCACAUGAACAGGCCUACCCUAGAUGACAGCAGUGAAGAAGAACAUGCCAUUGAAAUCACAACUCAGGAAAUUACCCAGAUGUUCCAUCGGUGUCAGCGGGCAGUAGCUGGUAUUCAGAGUCGCUCCAGGCACUGCACUGAGCAGGAGGAGAGGGUUCUGCGCAAUGUGGUGUCCUCACUUGCCCAAUCUCUUCAAGACUUGUCUACAGCCUUCAGACACACACAGUCUAGCUAUUUGAAGCGAAUGAAAAAUCGAGAGGAAAGGUCAAAGCAUUUCUUUGAUACUCCAGUUCCAUUAAUGGAUGAAGAAGAAGAUUCUACUCUAUAUGACAGGGGUUUUACAGAUGAUCAGUUGCUACUGGUGGAACAGAAUACAGUGUUAGUGGAAGAGAGGGAGAGAGAGAUUCGACAAAUUGUACAGUCUAUCUCUGACCUCAAUGAAAUCUUUAGAGACCUAGCUGGAAUGGUGGUUGAGCAGGGUACUGUUCUGGACAGAAUUGACUAUAAUGUUGAGCAGUCUUGUGUGAAAACUGAAGAUGGUUUAAAGCAGCUCCAGAAGGCAGAACAGUAUCAAAAGAAGAACCGCAAGAUGCUUGCCAUCCUUAUCCUAUUUGUUUUGGUCAUCGUCCUCAUACUUGUGCUUAUUGCAGUCAAGUCCUAAUAGCACCGUUGUGCACCUUGAGUUCUGUGUGCCCAGCCUUUGUUCUUUUGGGACGCCACUCAUGUGCAAUGAAACUCUGGACUGGGCAAUGAAACUGGGGCUUGUAAUGGGUGAAGACAGGCCUUCACAGUCUGCAGGGCCAGGCUUCUACACAUGGCUGUAAGAAGGAGAAAGGCCCUGACACACUGUCUUUCCCCUCAGAAAGCUUGCAUUCAGCAGAGGACUGGUUUACACUAGUCACAAUAAAAUGGCCACUGCCCCUUAAGUAGCUGCUUUCUGUGGCCUUGCUGGUUAACAGCUCUGAAUAUGGGGAAGACUGCAAAAAAUCCUGAAUAAUUGUUGCCCCAUGGUGGAGAAUACUGCCCUUGAUUUUUACCUGCCUACAUUCUAAAAGAUUACAAAAAAAUAAUGUGUUUGUGAUUCAUCUUGGACUGCAUUUCAAGUACCAUCUGGUCUUCACUUUCCCAAAAUGUCAUAAUGUUGGCAUCUUGAAAUGAACUGGAGGAAAGAAUAAACAAGUAAGUGAGGAGUUAAGUCAUACUUGGCUCCCAUUUUAUAUGUAUGGGAUGCUAAACCACUUUGGUGGUUUAUUGUAAUGUGUUUUAAUUCCAGAGGUGUGAGAAUGUAAGCAGAACAAUUCUGCUGUUGUGGCUGUAUUGUGUAUACAAGUGGCAGUUUUCUGGGGACCAUGAAAGGGAUGCUUCUUUUGCGAAGCAUUUCUUUAAGACAGAAGCAGUACUCCUCUCCAUUGCACAGUUAAGACAGCCAAUGACCUGGACAGAUUGUUAAUUGUUAACACUACAGACAAAGGACAAGAAAUAUUGAGGAAGUCUAGCAAGGGUAUUUCUUGGAGCUAGCCCUCUGGAAUUGGAAUCUGCUAGUCUAAGCUCCUUCCAUGUCAGUGUGAUUAAUCUGAAGGGUAUGAGCAGCUGCUACUUUGACCAUUACUUUAGCUUUAUGUGGAGGACCCUCUGAGAGGUGUUGUGGUGGGUCUAUGGAUGGUGGUUUUAGUGCCACUUCCAAGAGCCAUUGUCCACAUUUGGGCACCAGAGACUGCUGCCUUCUGCAUCCUAUUAUUGGCAGUUAUCCAUUCCUGUAUGUACUUGUAUAAAACAAGUUCCUGGUGUCUUUUCAUGAAAUGUAAAAAAUUGUUGAGCCUCUGUUUCAAAUGAAUUAAUAUAUUUGAUUCUAAUCAUGUUAGUUAUAUUUGUUUGUGUGUGUGUCACGUUGCCCUUUUAAUAAACUAUUAUAGUGGGAA
Molecule: messenger RNA, 2383 nt
Organism: Erpetoichthys calabaricus (reedfish)
Lineage: Eukaryota; Metazoa; Chordata; Cladistia; Polypteriformes; Polypteridae
Gene: stx16
Product: syntaxin 16
Exons: 8
Coding region: 154-1125 (323 amino acids)
Biological process (GO): intracellular protein transport; vesicle fusion; vesicle-mediated transport
Cellular component (GO): endomembrane system; membrane; SNARE complex
Molecular function (GO): SNAP receptor activity; SNARE binding
Source: RefSeq, a predicted model, not a curated record